UCAGCUGACAUCAGAGUCUAGGCCAAGCAGGCAGCCAACAGCACAGGCAGCUGUGAUUCUCUUUCGACGCCGCGUUCAGCGACGAUCAGUCGCGAUCAUUUUUCUCUUGCGCAAUCUUUUUAAAGUCAUUACCAGUUGUUGCCAGUUCGUCGAACCUCGCUCCGUUUGUCCCUUAUUCUCGUGUGUUCCGUGUUAAAUUACAGUGCGUUGUGUCAAGUCAAGAAAUACGGUCAUGAAAAUUUGGACGUCCGAACACAUUUUCAACCAUCCGUGGGAAACGGUGACGCAAGCUGCAUGGAGAAAAUAUCCGAAUCCCAUGAAUCCUGCAGUUAUUGGCACGGAUGUCAUCGAUAGAAAAGUCGUGAACGGAGUCUUGCAUACUCAUAGACUCGUUUCUAGUAAAUGGGGAUUUCCAAAAUGGGCACAAGCUCUGAUUGGUCAUGCGAGCGUGUGUUACGCCAGUGAACGCAGUGAAGUCGAUCCCACCAACAGGCAGAUGGUACUCAAGACGAGAAACCUGACGUUUUGCAACUACAUAGCCGUUGACGAGACUCUGAGGUAUAUGCCGGACCCCAGAGACGCCGGUAAAACUCUUCUCACUCAGGAAGCCGUAGUCACUGUCCAGGGUGUUCCUCUUACUCACUACAUGGAAGAUCUCUUGACCUCCAAAAUAUCAUUCAAUGCUGGCAAGGGACGGCAGGCGAUGGAGUGGGUAAUUGGUAAAAUCGAAUUGGAAGUUAAGGAUCUGGCGAACACCGCGGUCAAAUCGACCGACGAGCUUCUUUUCCAAACGCGACGGCAAUUGGACGACCUCACCAGCAAGACCAGGAAAAGCAUGGACGAUCUUCAGCACGCAGCCAAGAAGUCAUUCGACGAGAUACACAAUCUAACGACGCCACCAUCCUCGCAAUCGAUGCCCAAGUUAUAGCUAAGAUUCCGCACUAGUUUCAAUCUUUUUAAUUAAUUCCGAGGGAAAAAAACAAGAGGUUCGAGAGGGAUGCACAGGAGGAAAAAAGAAGGCUUUUUACUCUCGGGCUGUGAGGCGAUUCGAAACUACUUUUAAAAGAAAGAAUUCCUAUCGAGUGGUUUGCCGAUUUUCUCCCAAAUGACCACGAUGCCAAUGGUCCUGCCUGGGAAGAAUCGAAGCGCGAAUCAAAACUUCCUGAUGGAUCUAAUAAAAAGUUAUAACUCACUUGGAUUUCUCCCUUUGACUAGCGUUUUACUAUCGGCUCCAUCGGUAUUAGUAGUCCUGCUUCCUAUAACUUGGGACAAAAGUGAAUCAAUUUUAAGAAUGUGGUUGUGACCUACUCAGAAAGGAUGCUGAGAGAGAGGGAGAUAAUAAAAUGGAUCAAAAGAAGCCAGCGAGUUGCUUCCUUGUGGAGGAACCUCUAAAUUCCUGCGAGAACACAGUCCUUACGGAUUGGUUACGUCGAUGAAUGCGGCUUUCGAUGCUUCUGCAAUUUCCUUUCUGUAGGUUCGAACCAAGCACAUUCCGCGCAUCGCAGUCCGAUCGCAUCGUCUUUGGACUUUGGAUCGUUCGGAAGUGAUAUGAUCGAUUAUCGCACUUUUGAUUCAUUCGCUCAGCGCGUUCUUAUAGGCAACUCGGCCGAUAACAAGAUGUCAUAGUUUUUCAAGACGAAUAAUCCAGCGGCGAAUAUUCGAACCAAUGAAAAAUCACUCUGAUGAUAAAAAUUCAUACGUCACUUUGCGGUCGAGACUUUCCUUAGGAUUUCUUUAACGUAUACUGAAAUUAUUAAAAUGCUUUUGAUAGUGAAAAGAAAUUCGGGGCAUCGGAAAGACACUGCGAAUUGAAAAAAAAAAAUAUUAUGAAUGACUAGGAAAAAAGGUAAUA
Messenger RNA from Cephus cinctus (wheat stem sawfly), 1852 nucleotides. RefSeq names its product protein slowmo (gene slmo). Bases 233 to 928 code for a protein of 231 amino acids. The transcript has 5 exons. The record is from RefSeq and is a predicted model, not a curated record. Gene Ontology annotation, biological process: phospholipid transport. Lineage: Eukaryota; Metazoa; Arthropoda; Insecta; Hymenoptera; Cephidae. Gene Ontology annotation, cellular component: mitochondrial intermembrane space. Gene Ontology annotation, molecular function: phosphatidic acid transfer activity.